AUGAACCCGAAUUUCGCGCCGCAGAACACAGGCGGUAACACCGCCGAUCAUGCUCAACUUUCCAGUCUGCUCUCCAUGUAUGCCCAGUUAGCUGGCACCAACAACCCCUACGCGGCUGCGCCACAGAUCCCUUUUCUCCCUCACGCUCAGCUCUCCAACAACCCUUACCAGGGUUUUCCCCAAUACAACCAGAAUUUACCGCAGCAACCUAACCAAAGCUUCACCUUGCAAGGCAUGCCUCAGCUUGGGCAGAAUGUACCUGGAAGACAGGCGAACCAGGGCAUUCAAGCUAGCCAGAGCGCUCCUCAGCAGUUCAGCCAGGCUGACCUUCAGCACCUGUUGAACCAGCCAUUCUUCGCAUCGAAUAUAGGCCAAGCGGGCUUGGGCCAGCAAGCAUCUGCGAUUAACCUCACGUUGAUGCACCUUGUGCAGAGUGCACUGCAAAUGAAUGUUGCGGUGGGGACGUUUCCAGACGACGAACAACGCCUCAUCCAGGCACUGCAUGAUGGAGGGAUAAAGAAACAGACGAAACGCUUGGCCCUAGAAGCGCUUCAUGGUGUCAAUAACCAUCCAGCGAUGGCAUGGAAGGAUUACUACCUGGAACAUGUCGAUAGACUGGACCAGGCUGCGGCAAAUCUGCAGCAUCCUGUAAAGCCUGAGACGGUUGAGAAGUCUUCUACUUCUCAGUCAUCCUCGAGCAAUACUGGACGGCAAAUUGAAACACAGGUCUCUGCGUCUCUCCCCAGGUUAACAGACCAGGAUGAGCAUCACAAAGGCCAUCCGUACACUUCUGCAUCGACUCGUGAAACCAACACUUACCGGGCACACGGUGAGCGUCAUGACCGCCGCGUUAUAAAGUCGAAGCGAUCUUCGGAUAAGCCAGCUACUACCGUUCGGCGUCAUGUAGAAGACGUCGUGAGCCUGCACCCAACUCAUAAUAAUCUCCGGAUCCCUGAGCUACCAUCGCGCACGCCGUCCCCACCUCUUUCUGAAACUGCGCCAAGAAAAGGGAAGAGGUUCAUGGAGGAGGAUAAAGACUUUUUUAUCAAGUUCAUUCAACGGAAGCUCAGUAAGAAUCCGUACCUGAAGCAAGCGAAGCUGUGUGCUUUACUCGCUGAGAAGGCUCCGUAUCAUUCUGCGGCUUCGUGGUCGAGCUACUGGCUCCGGCACCAUGAUUUACCGGAUAAGAUACUCGCUGCGGCUAGGAAGAAGGCAGUGGCCCAAAACAAAGGCCUUCCCGAGCACUCAUCCAGCGGCAACAAUGAGUGUGGCUCUGACUCUGGGUUAUUAUCUGCAGGCGAGUCUGACGUUCACCAAGGCAUCACUGGUACCAAACGACCCACAGAGUCGGACUACGAUACCGAAGACGAUCUGCGUAACAUGGGGCAUUCAGGUGAUCAAUUCCUCUCAGCCGAUCUGCGUGUCCUCGCCAGGCACGUAGCAUCCCAGCCGAAUUGGGAUUUCAUGACUCGCACCGAGCAGUGGAAGCCGUUCGCGGCCAAGCAUUCACGAAGAUCUCUGGAGGCUUAUGCGCAAGCUUAUGGGAGAUUCAAGACAGAAAUCGACCGCUGGGUGCGCAAGUUCAGGCGUGGGGCGAAGAAGGCAAAGGCUGGUCCCAGUUCUCAGCCGGGUCCAUCCAAGCAAACACCUGAGAUACAGGAGGUGUCCCCAAGUGCUAUCUACUCACGCAAAAGGAGAGCAUCGACUUCUGCAUCUGUGGAGGCUAUUGAAAAGCGUCUGAAAACAGACCUGGAGUGA
This is a messenger RNA of Sparassis crispa, 1758 nucleotides long. RefSeq lists its product as hypothetical. NCBI's taxonomy places the organism in Eukaryota, Fungi, Basidiomycota, Agaricomycetes, Polyporales, Sparassidaceae. The transcript is spliced from 5 exons. The record is from RefSeq and is a predicted model, not a curated record. The coding region runs from base 1 to 1758 and encodes 585 amino acids.